This is a messenger RNA of Mercenaria mercenaria, 1885 nucleotides long. RefSeq lists its product as uncharacterized. The coding region runs from base 173 to 868 and encodes 231 amino acids. The transcript has 3 exons. Lineage: Eukaryota; Metazoa; Mollusca; Bivalvia; Venerida; Veneridae. The record is from RefSeq and is a predicted model, not a curated record. Gene Ontology annotation, cellular component: plasma membrane.
GUUGUUUAUCAGUUUAGUGAUGGAUCUUGAUACACUUCAACUACAUUAUAUUUCAGUCUUUAUUGCUGUUAAGUGUUUCAUAUUUUAUGCAUUUAGCAAAAAAAAUUAGAUGAUAUGUUGGAAGUAAGCCAGCGUCUGUUUACGUCUGCUAUACAGUACAGUACUAUAUAUUAUGGCGAAAACACCUGCCGGUGCAUCUGCCGUCUUUAGGGCAGCGUUUAUAAUUUUAACUUUGGCACUGAUCUUUCUUAUUGUUGGAUUUGUUACCCCAAACUGGACUGAAGUCACACUCGGAGACCUUUUGAUAUCUAGGACAGGAUUAUGGAAAACUUGCAUGGAAGUUGUUGGAGCAGGAGAAAAUUGUGGAGUGAGCAUUUACGACGGAGAAGGUUGGUAUGUAGCUGUACAAACAUUUGAAGCCUUGGGUCUGGCAUGUUUUAUACUCGUUCUGAUAAUGUCUGUUGUGCUGUUGGUGGCGGUAUCUAACCAACGACUGGCUAGGGUUAAUAUCUACACUAGUGUGUUUGCAGGAAUAUUUAUAAUUGCUGGUACUGCAACGCACACUUAUAAAACUGAGUUGAAAUACAUUGGAUAUUCCUGUUGGAUGUCUUGGCUUUCCGCAGUAGCUCUAGUUGUUGCAAUCAUUCUUCUUGAGUGUGCGCGUAAAAAGUCAUACAGGAGACAGAUGUCCCUCACACAUGCGGACGUUAUUUCCGCGGAGAGUCAAGGUUACCAUAGUUUCCCGAUGCAAGAGUUGUCUCCUAAAAGUAAACGUGCGAAUCAGCCGCUAGUUGUACAUAAUUCAGACCAUCACAACCAGGCUCAUGCAGGGAGCCCAAAGUUAUCUGAAAAGUCUGCAGUUAGUUAACUUUUGAUUCAUUUUCUUUCCGUAGUCAAAGAACUACAUCUGUAUAUUGUUGUUACUGCAUUUUAACGUCAGUAGCGAGCAGGUGUGUUGACACAGAGGUUAAAGUUGUGCUUAUAAUGGUAUAUUCUUACGUGCCUUAAUACAUUACACAUUACGAAACAAAUAAUCUACUGACUUCGGUUUGUUAGUGAUUUGGUGUCACAGCGUUUCUAAUGAAGUUAGAUGAUUUGAUAUCAGAGUGUUUGGUGGAUUGGAUGCAAGCGUGUCAUGCUGUUCUUUAAACUACUUAAAGUAUAUUGAACACUGGAUAAUUUGAUUUUGUUGACAGUAAUUUCCAAUAUCAAAAUAGUGAAAAGGGUAAGGUUAGACAAGUGAAAGUGAUCUUUCUUUUAUGUAUACACAACACUUAUUGAAAACUGUAAAUUGAUUUUAUCUGAUCAUAAACGUGCAGCCACUUUUAUUGGAUUAUUACGUAAUUGGAUACAGUCAAGUCAGCGUGUUUCACCUAUUGUUGUUUUAUUCUUUUGAAAGUAUCAAAAGCUAUUAUUAGACAGGUAAACAUGACACGCACAUUAUGAAACGCACAGUCAAUGAAUGUCUACGCUUUGUUUAUUUUCUCCUGAACCGCAGCUGGUAUCUGUUUAACACAGAUGUUUAUUUCAAAGAGAGGAUAAAUCGACAACAAUAUAUAUUUCAACAGUCAUCGCAAGUAGGAAAAUAACCGGCUGUACUUGAUCACAGGAACGUUUCUCGUGUUAUUAUCAUCAUCUCAAGUAAUUGCCUCACUCUACAAGAGCAUAUGCGCAAUUUCAUUGCCGUGACACUCUGUUGUUGUUCUUGUUGUUGUUGUUGUGAGAGCGCCGAGUAAAACGUUAGUCGUUACUGCGUAACAAUAUAACGAAUUGUUUUAGAAAUUGUAUCUUUUUUUAAACAUUUGUAUUUCUACAAGAUACUAUUACAUGUACCAGCUAUUUAGAUGUAAAGUUUAAAAGUAAACAGCUUAUUAUAUAUAUAUUA